AUGGACGACUUCAAGCCAAGCCCCCCCAACUCCACCCCCUUGACCCCACUCGGCUUUCUCGACCGCGCCGCCACCGUCUACCCCGACUCCCCCGCCGUCGUCUACAACUCCGCCUCUUACACCUGGUCGGAGACCCGCCGCCGCUGCCUCAGGAUGGCGUCCUCCAUAUCCUCACUCGGGAUCAGGCGGCGCGACGUCGUCUCCGUGCUCGCCCCCAAUAUCCCGGCCAUGUACGAGCUCCACUUCGCCGUCCCCAUGGCCGGCGCCAUCCUCAACACCAUCAAUCUCCGCCUCGACGCCCGCACCAUCUCCGUCAUCCUCCGCCACGCGGAGUCUAAGCUCGUCUUCGUCGAUUUCCAGUCCGAAUCGGUCGUCCUCGAAGCCCUCUCCCUCUUCCCCCAAAAAUCCCAGCGGCCCCUGCUCGUGAGGAUCGCCGGCGACGGCGAAUCGGGGGCCAAUAGCUCGCCUCCGGAAGCUGGAAACGCUAAUUUCUGCGCGGAUUACGAGGGAUUGAUUUCGGGCGGAGAACCGAAUUUCGAUUGGAUCCGACCCGAGAGCGAAUCUGACCCGAUUACCCUGAAUUACACCUCUGGGACCACCUCCGCCCCGAAAGGGGUGGUCCACUGCCACCGUGGAGCUUACCUGGUAUCCGUGGACUCCCUGGCCGAGUGGUCCGUCCCCAAGCAGCCCGUCUACUUGUGGACCCUCCCCAUGUUCCACGCCAACGGCUGGAGCUACACAUGGGGCAUGGCCGCCGUCGGUGCCACCAACGUCUGCCUCCGGAGGUUCGACGCCGCCGCCGUCCGUGCCGCCAUCGACCGCCACGGCGUCACCCACAUGUGCGGCGCCCCGGUAGUGCUCAACAUGCUCUCCUCCGCCGGCGGCCGCCCCCUCUCCAGCCCCGUACGCAUCCUCACCGCCGGGGCGCCGCCCCCGGCGGAGGUCCUCCGGCGUGCGGAGUCCCUGGGGUUCGACGUCAGCCACGGUUACGGGCUGACGGAGACGGGCGGGCUCGUGGUUUGCUGCACGUGGAAUCGGGAUUGGGACCAGCUGCCGGCCGGAGAGCGUGCCCGGCUGAAAGCCCGACAAGGGGUCAGGACCCCCGGGAUGGCCGGGGCGGACGUGGUUGACCCGGCAACUGGGGCGAGCGUGGCAAGGGACGGGCGGACGCUGGGGGAGGUGGUCCUCCGGGGCGGGUCGGUGAUGCUUGGUUACCUGAAGGACCCGGAGGGGACCGCGGCGUGCAUGCGGGGCGGGUGGUUCUGGACGGGGGACGUUGGGGUGGUCCACGGGGACGGGUACCUGGAGAUCAAGGACAGGUCGAAGGACGUAAUAAUAUCGGGAGGGGAGAACAUAAGCAGCGUGGAGGUGGAGGCGGUCCUGUACGGGCACCCGGCGGUGGCGGAGGCGGCGGUGGUGGCGAGGCCGGACAAGGUAUGGGGGGAGACGCCGUGCGCGUUUGUGAGCGUAAGGGAGGGAACAGGGAAGAGGCCGACGGAGAGGGAGGUGAUGGAGUAUUGCAGGGGGAGGCUGCCGGGGUUCAUGGUGCCGAGGACGGUGGUGUUUCGGGCGGAGCUGCCCAAGACGUCGACCGGGAAGAUACAAAAGUUUGUGCUGAGGGAGGAGGCAAGGGCCAUGGGACCCUCCGCCUACAAGAUUCGCAAUAGGCUGUAG
Messenger RNA from Striga hermonthica, 1674 nucleotides. NCBI's taxonomy places the organism in Eukaryota, Viridiplantae, Streptophyta, Magnoliopsida, Lamiales, Orobanchaceae. The record is from the annotation of a GenBank genome assembly.